Molecule: messenger RNA, 4342 nt
Organism: Anopheles cruzii
Lineage: Eukaryota; Metazoa; Arthropoda; Insecta; Diptera; Culicidae
Gene: PNUTS
Product: serine-rich adhesin for platelets
Exons: 5
Coding region: 186-4184 (1332 amino acids)
Source: RefSeq, a predicted model, not a curated record
GUUGUGACGAGAGAGGUACCCGUCGCAAGUAUCUUAAGAAACGUGGCAAAUUUACAUCCCGUAGUGGGAAGAACACAAAAACUUGCACCGGUUGUAAAGUAGAACAGGGAGUUCAAUCUGCAAAGCCAACUGUCUAACCAGUUGCCCAUUGCUUAGCAACGUACCGCUGAAUUAAAUGUGUCAAAAUGCCGCGAAUCGAUCCUAUGAAACUUCUGGUAUGCCUGAGCGUACUUUUGGCCCCGAAUGGAGGAAUUCUCGCGGCAGCGGAAGUAAAGCGGUUGGCCAACCUGAUGGCCAAAUUUUCAAAAAAGUUGGUCUCCAAGUGUAUAUACAUCCAAAUAUUGAAGUGUACAGAGACGGACCUGCUGGGCCAGUUCAUGCAAACCGGCGGCUGGUCACUGGUGCACAUGUGGUUGGUCGAUGGGAUUGGCUCAAAAAACUGGCCACUCAUACAGGAGCUGCUGGAACUGCUGCUCUGCUGUCCGGUGGAUGUGGAACGGUUGAAAAUCAAUAGCACACCCCGGCUCGUCAAAUCCCUGUCCACCGACAGUGCGCAUGAAAGGGUGCGUGUGUUGGCCUCAAAACUGGUCGAACAGUGGCUGUUUAUUGUGAAAGCGCCAAAACAUUCGUCACCGAUGGUUCCACUUGCUACUGCCACAUCUGAUGCGGCCGCGAUCACUGCGGGAGGAGUAACGGUUACACAACACACCAACGUACCAGCGAUCGCUGCCGGCAGCACUGCUGCUUUCGGAGAAGCUAACAAUAGAGUCACCGGAUCAGAGACAACCGGCAGAGACGGAACUCACAUGUACAAUGGAUCUGCCGAGGGUGGUUCCGUCGCUAAUCUAGCGGAAGACGACGAGAAAGAACGGUCGAUGAAAGUACGCAAACGGGAGGAUGAUAUCGAUUCGGCCAAGAAAACAUUUCGGGCACUGGUCGAGCAAGAGCCACACAAGAAAACUUCGCUGGUGCUGAAGAUAACGACCAAGAACGGAAAGCAGGUGGUGGCGAAGGUUGUGUCACCGGGCAGCAAGAAGUUGAAGCAGGGCACCGACGGAACGAUCCAUGGGAACGGAACUGAGGAUGAAGACGAUCAGGAUGAGGACGAUGAAGAAGAGGUGGUGGUCAACAUAGAGUCGGAGAAGCACCACUCCGACGACACCGUCCCGGAGGCCAAGCAACUGAAGAAACACGAGCACCACGAACAUGCUAGAGAGGGCAAAGAACGGAGUGGAUCGAUCUCUUCUGCGUCGUCAAAAGAUCGCCACCAUAGUCGGGAUCGAGAGAAGGAACGGAAAGGAAGCAGCAGCGGAAGCAGUGGGCGAUCCUCUUCUUCGAAGAACUCCGGUUCCAGUGGUUCAACGGGCAACCACAACAGUAGCAGCAGUAAGCACAAAUCUGGUAGCAGCAGCAGCAGGAGCGGGAGCUCAAGCUCUAGUCGGGACAAGGAAAGAGAUCGCCAUGGUGGUAGUAGUAGUAGUAGUAGCAAGCACAAAAGCUCGUCCUCUUCCUCUUCUAAGUCAAGUAGUAGCAGCGGCUCUAAGAGCAGCGGCGGUAGUGAUAAACACAGAGAUCACAAGGACAGAUCGAGCCACUCCGGCGGUACAAGCGGUAGGGACAAUAAAGAUUCCAAGGGGCAAUCGCUUUCGCCGAGCAGCAGCAGCAGCAAAGUGGCAAAAUUGUCACGCAAGAGCUCAAAAGACGACGUGAACGAUAGUGGGUCAGAGUCGGGCAGCGCCAGUGGUGGUGCUGGCGCCAAGUCGGGUUCUGGCGCCUCAAACGUUCCCGGCGGCCACAAGAAGGCUGCCUCCAUUUCGAUCGAGGUUCGCAACCCCGAAAAUCGACCCAAAACCGUUAAGACGUACAAUUCCCAGUUUCGUUCGCACGGCCUCAUCGAGGAAGCGCCUCCACCGCCAUCUCGGAAGGGUCUGAAGAAACCGUCCACUUCGACGUCGUCCCCCAGCGCCGCCGCCGCUACGGUAGGUGCGGGGUCGGCCGGAGCAACGAAUACUGCGAAGCGUCUCUCACCGCCACCAUCCUCAUCGCCAUCGUCGUCGUCCAACGGCGGUUCGAUGGAGAAAAGAAUCCGGGAGGAUCCCGUCGAUAGGCCUGGCGCCAUCAAGCUGAUAGCGGCCCCAAAACGACAGCAUGCACUAGUCGAGUCGGAUAUGUUCAUGGAUGCCCUGUCGGCGACUCUGCGGAAGGACGUUAAGAAGCGCAAACGAAGAACGAGUGGAUCGGAAAGCACUGGAAGCAGCACCCCGGUCGUCGUCCCCGUUGGCAAAGCUAGCGAAAGCGGGAAACCGUGCGACAGCUCCCCGACGAAGACGACCGUAGCACCCGAAAGUCCAACAACCGCAACGGCGCCAGCGAUAGUUAGCGAGCCUAAACCGGAGGUGGCCCCAGUAGCUCCAACGAGCCCCGCGCCCAAAGCAAUUCCCCCGCCGAUCGUGGCCCCGAUGUCUUUCUACCGUGACACGCUCGCCGAGGACGAGGAAACGUCGCCCAAAGAUGGCGACCUAAAGCAGGAGCAGGAUUCUGAGGAAGUAACGGCGGCGGUGGCCAGUGGCGUUGCUUCCGCCGAUGUGACGGCGGAAUCGAACGCGAUGGAGGUCGAUGAGGACGAGGACAACGAGGAAGAGGAGCAGAUGAUCAUCCCGAAGUCGAAACGUAUGAAAAUGACACUAAAGGAUGAUGAUGAAGACGAUGAGAUGGGUGAAGGGGGAAAGGAGACUCUGAAAGGGUCGGUGAAGAAAGAUUCGGAGACCAGCGGAGAGGCCGAAGAGACGACGAAGACUGAGCAGAACGCUCUCGUAGACGCGAUGAUGACCGACGUGGAGAUGAAGAUGGCCGCCGAAGAGGCGGACGAAGAAGGGUCAGAGACCGGGAACCGGGAGCCGGAUGAUGAUGGCUCGACGGAGGAGAACGCGGACAAGCUGAAGAAGCCCCCAGGGCCGGGCUGUGGUCCGGAUGGGCCGCCCGGUGUGCUGGUGAUCCAUCGGCGGAAGGGUCCGAAGAAGCAGCUACGCUGGCGAGCGGCCGAUGACCUUGAGGAGAUUCGCUACUUCGAGCUGGACGUAACGGAGCGGUGCAACGUGACCAAAUCGUUCACGGACAUGAAACAGCUGGAGCGUGUCGACGAGCGGCAAAAUUUCAGAAUGGCGCGCAAGGUCGGCUCGGAGGACAACAUGACCGAGCGCACCCCCUGGAGGGCACUGCUGGUGGUGGACAACGUGCCUCCGUCGCCGGACGGUAGCCAGAGUCUGGAGCGGAACAUACAGCAUCAGCGCGAGCGGAUUGUCCUGCAGGCGUUGUACUUUAACAAAAGUAUGAUUCCGGACUCACCGUUCGAGGCGGAUCCGAUCGACACCUACCAGACGGCCGACCCGGUGCACAUUCCGCUCGAGGACGUGACGGGCAAUCCGGACUCGGUUAACGAUUUUACCAGCAUGCCGUGGCCGGACGCGAGGUCCACUCCACCGCACGAGUCGGCCGCAUUCAAUUCACCGUUCUUUCCCACCGAUCUGCCUCCGGCGGCCGGUUUCGGUCCCGGCGGCUUCCCGCCACCAUUUGCCGCCGGUGGUCCGGCUCCUUGGCAAUUGCCCGGACCACCGGGAGCGGCCGUUGUUGGUGGCCCCCGGACGAGUCUCCCACCGGGUAUUUUCUCCGCGCUCAAUCAGCCACCACCCGGCAUGCCUCCGAUGGUCGUGGGUUCCUCCGGGGCCACUGGAGGUGCCGCUGGUGGCGCUGGUGGCAAUAGUCCCAACAUUCUCAACCUUCCUCUAAACAUUCCACCGAACGUGCCCCCGCCGGGUAUGUUUCCCGGAGCGGCCACGUUCAACUCGCCACCGCCCGACAUCGCCCUGCUCGAGGCUGGCGGCCGCCGUGGCGGCGGGGACGGCAACUUCCGAGGUGGAAUUCCACCACCGUGGAUUAGCAACAACCGUUCGUUUGGCGGUAGCGGUGGCAACCAUCCACCGAGGGGCGGUGGCUACGGUGGCCACCGUGGUGGUGGUCCUGGCGGAAACUGGAACACCCGUAACGCGGGCAACGGUAAUCGAGCCGGCGACAGGGGUCGCAAUGGGGACGACAACCGCGGCAACUAUCGCGGGCCACCGGGGACCGGUGCUCCAUGGUUGCAAACUAGUCGUGGCCGCGGUGGCGUCGGUGCUCGCAAGUGGUAGCACCACGCCACGCCGCUGGAUGACGGGAUGAUGCUCUCGGAUGACGAGGAUAAGAUGAUGGAGGAGUUCCGCGCCUAAAAGCCACGCCACCACAUCCUCGAUUCAGUUGUUGGUUAAUUUUGUUUAUAGGGUGUGCAGAGUGAAUCGGGAGGCCAGCA